AUGUGCGAGCCACCCCCCACCUGCCAUCUGCCACCAUCUCCCACUCCUGCAGCUCUUCUCACAGGACGAGCCACCAGCCCAGCCUCAAGCGAUGGCCUUUGUCCCUGCACCGGGCUACCAGCCCACCUACAACCCGACGCUGCCCUACUGCAAGCCCAUCCCGGGCGGGCUCAGCGUGGGAAUGUCUGUUUACAUCCAAGGAGUGGCCAGCGACCACAUGAAGCGGUGGUGGUAAAUGGAAAUCCCUUCUAUGAGUACGGGCACCGGCUCCCCCUACAGAUGGUCACCCACCUGCAAGUGGAUGGGGACCUGCAACUUCAAUCAAUCAACUUCAUCGGAGGCCAGCCGCCCCCAUCACCCCAGGGACCCCAGAUGAUGCCAGCUUACCCUGGUCCUGGACAUUUCCAUCAACAGCUGAACAGCCUGCCCUCUAUGGAGGGACCCCCAGUCUUCAACCCGCCUGUGCCAUAUUUCCGGAGGCUGCAAGGAGGGCUCACAGCUCGAAGAACUGUCAUCAUCAAGGGCUUUGUGCCCCCCACAGGCAAGAGCUUUACCGUCAACUUCAAGGUGGGCUCCUCAGGGGACAUAGCUCUGCACAUUAAUCCCCGCAUUGGCGACCGUACCGUGGUCCGGAACAGCCUGGUGAAUGGCUCGUGGGGAUCUGAGGAGAAGAACAUCUCCCACAACCCCUUUGGUCCCGGACAGUUCUUUGAUCUGUCCAUUCGCUGUGGCUUGGAUCGCUUCAAGGUUUUCGCCAAUGGUCAGCACCUCUUUGACUUCACCCAUCGCAUCUCAGCCUUCCAGAGGGUGGACACGGUGGAAGUCCUUGGUGAUGUCACCUUGUCUUAUGUCCAGAUCUAAUCUAUUCCUGGGGCUAUAACUCAUGGGAAAACAAAGAUUUCCUAGGACUCCUUUCUAAGCCCCUAAUAAAAUGUCUGAGGGAGUCUAA
This is a messenger RNA of Cebus imitator (Panamanian white-faced capuchin), 949 nucleotides long. RefSeq names its product galectin 4 (gene LGALS4). Gene Ontology annotation, molecular function: carbohydrate binding. The transcript has 10 exons. The record is from RefSeq and is a predicted model, not a curated record. NCBI's taxonomy places the organism in Eukaryota, Metazoa, Chordata, Mammalia, Primates, Cebidae. The coding region runs from base 1 to 861 and encodes 286 amino acids.